AUGCCAACAAGCGCCCUACAAACCCGCCUAACCCACCUGUGGCGCGCGCUCUCUCCCCACAGCCAACUCCUCAGAACCGCCCUGCGCCAGCACCAGCGCCAACCACCAUGCCGGAAGCCCUACAGCAACAGCAGCAACGGCGGCGGCAAGCCCCAACCCUCCUCCUCCUCCAGCUCCUCCGCAAGUAGCUCGACGACGACACACACCCGCGCCGAGCGCAUCCUGUCGCGCCUCCCGCCCUCGAUGCAAAAGUACACGCGGGCGCUGCGCAACGCGCCCCUGUCGCACGUCGUCUCCUUCCUCAUCCUGCACGAGAUGACGGCCGUCGUGCCGCUCCUCGGCCUCUUCGGCCUCUUCCACUACACAGACAAGGUCCCCGUCGACUACGUGACGGAGCACUACGGCGGGUACGUGCGGGAGGGCGCCCGCCGGUUCGAAAAGUACUUCCGGCGCAAGGGCUGGUUCGGCUUCGGUGCUGACGGUGGGGACGGUGCUGGUGCUACGAUUGCUGCUUCUGCGGCGGAAGAAGCGUCAGAAGACGCGGUGCGGGACCGGUGGAUGAGCGGCGAUACCAAGUACAAGGUCGUGGUCGAGAUUGCGCUGGCAUAUGCCAUCACCAAGGCUCUGCUGCCGGUGCGGAUAGUCGCCAGUGUAUGGGCGACACCGUGGUUCGCCGGCGUUUUGGGAGGCCUUCAACGGCUCGUCCGCCGGCGGUAA
This is a messenger RNA of Thyridium curvatum, 717 nucleotides long. RefSeq lists its product as uncharacterized. Lineage: Eukaryota; Fungi; Ascomycota; Sordariomycetes; Thyridiales; Thyridiaceae. The record is from RefSeq and is a predicted model, not a curated record. The transcript has a single exon. Bases 1 to 717 code for a protein of 238 amino acids. Gene Ontology annotation, cellular component: mitochondrion.